GCCUCAGGCCGGUGAAGUCCUGGUUAAGGUGCGGGCUUGUGGCGUCUGUCACUCUGAUAGCUUCUUCCAGCAGGGCAAGUUUGGCGAACAUGGAUUCCCCCGCAUCCCGGGACAUGAAGUCAUUGGAACUGUAAUCGCGGUUGGCGAAGGUGAGAAGAAAUGGAAGGUUGGCGACUGUGUUGGUGGAGGGUGGCACGGUGGACACGAUGGCCUCUGCAAGGCGUGCAAUCGCGGCUUGUUCCAAAUGUGCGACAAUCAGCUGGUCAAUGGAGUGAGCAAGGACGGUGGAUAUGCGGAAUACUGUACCCUUCGCAGCGAGGCCGUCGUCCGUAUCCCUACCGACGCCAACCCCGCCGAGUACGCCCCCCUUUUGUGUGCCGGCGUGACUGUGUUCAAUGGCAUUCGCAAGAUGAACAUCCAGCAGGGUGAUACAGUGGCCAUCCAGGGUCUGGGAGGUCUCGGUCACCUCGCUCUGCAGUAUGCCCGCAAAAUGGGAUACCGCACCGUGGCUCUGUCGUCAUCUGCCGACAAGAAAGACUUUGCGUUUGAGCUGGGAGCGACAGACUACAUUGACACGUCGAAAGAGUCUGCGGCAGAAGGACUGCAGAAGAUGGGCGGUGCAUCGCUUAUUGUUGUCACGGCGCCGAAUGCUCAAAUCAUGGGACCCUUGGUCAAUGGGCUCGGGCCGCUGGGUAAGCUGCUUGUUCUUGCGCCUGUGGGAGAUGUGCCGAUUAACACGGCGAAUCUGGUUCACGGCGGCCGAUCGGUUCACGGAUGGCCAUCCGGACAUGCAUUGGACAGCGAGGAGGCGAUUGACUUUGCCGAAAAGCAGGGGGUCAAGUGCAUGGUUGAGAAGUUUCCGUUUGAUCAGGUCGAGGAUGCUGUCAAGCACAUGGAAAGCGGAAAGGUGCGGUUCAGGAGCGUGAUGAUCAUGGAGUAGGCGGCCGCUGGGAUGAAGCUGGGUGUGCAUGGGAGAGGAGCGUCGUUGGAAGCGGGCGCGAGCCAAGCGUCGCGAACUAUAGCUCGAGUGCUAAGGAAACACGGAAACAUUUG
Messenger RNA from Exserohilum turcica Et28A, 1053 nucleotides. RefSeq lists its product as uncharacterized. The transcript is spliced from 2 exons. The coding region runs from base 245 to 940 and encodes 231 amino acids. The record is from RefSeq and is a predicted model, not a curated record. Lineage: Eukaryota; Fungi; Ascomycota; Dothideomycetes; Pleosporales; Pleosporaceae.